AUGGCCCCUCAACGUUAUGAAGCACUGAACACCCACGACGAUGACAUCGAUUCUCCCGUCUCUCCAGAUACCCCUCGACCCGUUCCAUCCUCACCUCCACCGUCCUUCCGUUCCAGAGCCUCCUCGCCCACAUCCAGGCGCUUAUUGGCCCAGGAUCCGUUAUCUCCUCACGCGGACCAAGAUCAUUUGGAAGACACCUUUGACGACGGCGAGGAUUCCGAUGCCGAGAACGAUGGCGACGACCGGCAACGCUUGAUGAGGGCGGACACGGGGGCCCAGAGACAAGAUGCCUCCCCCUCAUCAACCUCUGUCCCCGAGACCCGGCCGGUGCCUACGGUCGAGCGACGAGUGACGGAACUGCCCGUCUUCAGACCGAUGCCCGCCUCCAUGAGAGCCACCGACGGUGUGUUCGCCAAUCUCUCCGCCAAGCCUGAACGUGGUGAACAAGUGGAUGAAAAGCCUCCUACAUACGAACAAGCCGCUGCCGAUGCGACGCCGCCUUAUUGGGAAACCACUAUUCUCGCGCCGGGAAUGUCCUCAGACGAAGUCUACGUCGACGGUCUCCCCGUGGGAUCUGUUUUCUCCUUUGUGUGGAACGGCAUGAUCUCCAUGUCCUUCCAACUGGUCGGCUUCCUGCUCACUUAUCUUCUGCACACCACUCACGCCGCCAAACAUGGUAGCCGCGCCGGUCUGGGACUGACACUGGUACAAUAUGGUUUCUAUAUGAGCGGUUCCAACGAUACCCCCUCGGACACGGGAAAUCCAGGACAGUUUUCAAACUCCAGCCCACCCGAUCCAAACAGUCACAGCUUUGACCCCAACGCCGUCAAUGGGGGCGGAGAUCAGUCUCCUGGAGGAAGCAGUGGCAUGGGCGGUUUCACUAGCGCAGAUUGGAUUUCUUACAUUCUCAUGAUCAUUGGUUGGUUUAUUUUGAUCCGGGCGGUAUCAGACUUUUUGCGGGCAAGAAGGCACGAGGCCCUCGUCCUGCAGAGUCCGAGUCGAGGAUUGCCAGUCCCAGUCGUGGCAGAGGGCGAAACUCCUGAGCAGACCGCCUAA
This is a messenger RNA of Fonsecaea erecta, 1056 nucleotides long. RefSeq lists its product as hypothetical. Gene Ontology annotation, biological process: metal ion transport; positive regulation of protein ubiquitination; ubiquitin-dependent protein catabolic process. Gene Ontology annotation, cellular component: Golgi apparatus; endoplasmic reticulum; perinuclear region of cytoplasm. The transcript is spliced from 3 exons. Lineage: Eukaryota; Fungi; Ascomycota; Eurotiomycetes; Chaetothyriales; Herpotrichiellaceae. The record is from RefSeq and is a predicted model, not a curated record. The coding region runs from base 1 to 1056 and encodes 351 amino acids.